Molecule: messenger RNA, 333 nt
Organism: Peniophora sp. CBMAI 1063
Lineage: Eukaryota; Fungi; Basidiomycota; Agaricomycetes; Russulales; Peniophoraceae
Source: the annotation of a GenBank genome assembly
AUGUCUAGCAACGUGAUGGAGCCGAGCGGUAGCGGGCAGCAGGUGGCGUCGGCGAGGCGCUAUCGUCCGGCCGAGGAGUGUGGCAUAUGGGUGCCACACCCGGAAGGGGAGGCCGACUGGGAGGUCCCCUCGCUCGUGUUCGCCUCGGAGGAGGAGGAGUCCGAAUGGCACUCUGCAAUCGACAGGUGCAGGUAUGCGGCAUAUCGGGCACAGGAGGCUGAGCGUGCGCAGGCAUUAGCGGCCGAGCGCACGCGCUUCUGGAUUGAACAGUACUGCCUAGCGUAUCUCUCUAGAGAGGCUAAAGCCGACCGUGCGGUCAGCACUGAAUUUUAG